Molecule: messenger RNA, 1560 nt
Organism: Aspergillus japonicus CBS 114.51
Lineage: Eukaryota; Fungi; Ascomycota; Eurotiomycetes; Eurotiales; Aspergillaceae
Product: putative cytochrome P450 oxygenase
Exons: 5
Coding region: 1-1560 (519 amino acids)
Molecular function (GO): oxidoreductase activity, acting on paired donors, with incorporation or reduction of molecular oxygen; iron ion binding; monooxygenase activity
Source: RefSeq, a predicted model, not a curated record
AUGCAUCCAGCCUCAAUGAUUGGUGCCUUGCUGCUUAUCCGAGAGCACAUGGUGCUGAGUGCCCUGAGCCUGACCCUCGUUGGCUUCAUUCUCCGCAGUAUAUAUCGUCUGUACUUCGAUCCGCUGCAUCAUGUUCCUGGCCCAAAGCUAGCCGCGAUUUCCCAUCUGUAUGAGUUCUACUUCGAUGUCAUCCGCAAUGGCAUGUUCGUUUGGGAAAUCGACAGGAUGCACCAAAGAUACGGACCCAUCGUGCGGAUCAAUCCUCGGGAGGUGCACAUCAAGGAUCCCUAUUUCUACGACGAGAUCUAUGCCCCGGCCACCGGGAUGCGGGAUAAGGACCCGAAGUCCGUCCACAUCUUCAGUGCCCCCGGUGCGAUGGUCUCCACCGUCGGCCACCACACGCAUCGCAUGCGCCGACGGAUCCUUACCUCAUUCUUCUCGCGACGCUCGAUCGAGGGGAUUGAGCCGACCAUCCAGCGAUCGCUGGACAAGUUCCUGAAUGCCCUUCGCACUGCCUACAGAGAGGACAAAGUCCUGGACCUCAUCAACCGACUGCAGGGGUUGACCGGCGACCUCAUCACACAGUAUGCGUACGGGAACAGCUACGAGCUUCAGGAGGAGGAGAACAUCGGCAAGGGCAUCGUUAAGGUGGUCCAGGAGGGGACAGACCAGAUCCACCUACACCGAUUCUUUCCCGUAAUGGGCGCUCUCCUGCGCCUGAUUCCCAAGUGGUUCAUGGCGCGGGUCUUCCCCGCCCGAGCCCGCGUCUAUGAUCUGUUGGAGGGCGUUCGGGAGCAGUCUUUGGCCGCGCUGGAUUCGAGAAGCGCAGCCCCGGGUGCCGGGGGUGGCCCCAAAACGACCACCAUGUUUCAUGCUCUUACGGAUCCGGACGUUCCCCCGGAAGAACGGACGCUCAAACGCCUCGAGGAUGAAGGGUUGGUACUGUUUGCCGCUGGCACCGAGACGACGGCGACCACGCUGUCGGUGGCCAUCUUUCAUAUUCUCAAUGAUCCAGCGGUAUUGAGCAAACUCCGAACGGAACUGAAACAGAUCAUGCCCACUCCGCACCACCCGGUGACAUGGCGCCAACUUGAGAAGCUGCCAUACUUGACAGCAGUAAUUCACGAGGCUCUACGCUUUUCCGGAAUCGUGAUGCGACAGCAGAGGAUGUCGCCGACGGAGGCCCUGAGAUAUAAGGACUGCGUUAUCCCACCGGGUACACCGGUCAGCACGAUCGCAUACUUCGUGCACAGAGAUCCCACCCUGUUCCCAGAUCCGGACAAAUUCUACCCGGAGCGAUGGAUCCUGGCCGCGGAGCGGCAAGAGGGACUGUUGCGCUAUCUAGUGACAUUCGGCCGGGGCAAUAGGGCCUGCCUAGGAAUGAACCUAGCCUACGCGGAAUUGUACAAUGUCUUGGCUACGGUGAUUCGUCAUUUCGAUCUGGAACUCUACCAGACAACGAAGGAGAAUGUCCGAUUUGUGCGAGACAAACUGCUUCCGCGGGGCAGAGAUGGGCCAUGGCGAGUGCGAGUGAAAGUGACUGGGAUUGUUGAAGAAUAA